AUGCUGGAGAAGAAGUCGCGUAUUUUACAGCCAUGCAUUUCAUAUCAUACUAUCCACUCGGUCGAGAAGGGCCUGCCGACGGUCUUCAAUGCCUGGCCACUCCAUGUCCGGUGCUACAACUUUGUCUUUGUCACCCUUCUCUUCCAGUCGGAAAAAGAUGUCACGGAUGUGUAUGAGAGCAUACAAAAGUUGACCUGCGUCAGCUCGGUCGAGCAACUAUACGCAUUUUUCUACGAGCCCAAACCCCCAUUCACGACAACGGACGGCUGGGAGAUUUAUAGUCCGCAAGUUGAAUACAGACGUAUGGGCGUCGGAUCCAAGAAUAUCUACUGGCGUAUUUCAGAUCUGAAUGAAUCCUUCGCUUUUUCGCCAACGUAUCCGCAGUAUCUCGUAGUACCUCAAAAGAUCAGCGACGCUGUCUUGACUUAUGCCGCCAAGCACCGGAGCAAGGCCAGAAUCCCAGCAUUGAGUUAUCUCCACUGGAACAAUAUGAAGGCGUCCAUCACUAGAUCGAGCCAACCGAUGGUUGGUCUUAAGCAAAAUCGCUCUAUCCAGGACGAAAAGCUCAUCGAGGCCAUUUUUAUGAGCAAUGUGCCUCAAUCUUCUACCGGAAAUCCAAUAUACGGAAGUACUGCGACAAAUCUCAUCAUUGACGCUCGGCCCACUGCGAACGCCGUCGCGAACACUGCCGUCGGCGCAGGGACGGAAAAUAUGGAGAACUAUAGGAACUGCAAGAAGGUGUACUCUGGGAUUGACAACAUUCACGUCAUGCGCGACAGUUUAAACAAAUUGGUCGAAGCACUACAGGAGAUUGACACUAAAGGAUCCGUUUCUAAAGUCGCGCUACAGAAGUCUGGCUGGCUGAAGCAUAUUGCUGCGAUCAUGGAGGGCGCACUUAUGAUUGUUAAGAAUAUUCACGUCUGCAACUCACACGUGUUGGUACACUGCUCCGAUGGCUGGGAUCGCACUGCCCAGUUGACGUCAGUCGCGCAGAUUUGCCUUGACCCUUUCUACCGGACGCUACGAGGCUUCCAGGUCCUGAUCGAAAAGGAGUGGUGUUCGUUCGGAUUCAAGUUUCUGGACCGUUGUGGCCAUCUCUCCAAUGACAAGAACUUUGUCGCUCUAUCUGCCACCAAUGCUGCUGCCAACACCUUUGCCAACGUCCAGAACAAGUUCUAUAACAACAAACACAUUCGGGAAACCAGCCCUGUCUUUCAACAAUUUCUGGACUGUGUUUUUCAGAUCAUGCAUCAGAAUCCUACUCGGUUCGAGUUCAACGAGUACUUUUUGACUCAGCUGCACUACCACGUGUAUUCUUGUCAAUUCGGCAAUUUUUUAUUCAACUGCGAAAGGGAGCGACGACAGUAUAUGGCCAACACAAGGUUCGCUUCCAUAUGGGACUUUAUCAACUCGGACAAGGAGACCUAUUUGAGCAAGGAUUACGAACCGAGCGCUGACAAGGCGCGCGGCGGCGACGGUGGUGUUUUGUUCCCGGAUGCAAAGUCAAUCAGGUACUGGGCGAAGCUCUUUGGGAGGACGGAUGACGAACUCAAUACGCUCGAUGACAACAUGAACAUCAGCAACCCCUUGAACGAGCGUAUGACUCCAGAGAUGCUGGGAUUUGGACCAAACUAUGCCGAAUCAAUAUCAUCUACAGACGUAGAAUAUUCGACAGAUCAGCGCAGCAAUUAUGACCCGUUGGGUAUCGGCUCCAGUCCAACCGUGCCUCGACCACGUUCGGGGUCUAAAGCGAACAAUGGGUUUGGAGGCGUAUCGAACAGCCCCAGAUUGACCCCAGAGACUGACGACUCUUGGCAAAAGGGUGCGGACAUUCUUACCUCCAAGUUGCCUGCAGCUCUGUCGGGAGCGUUCGUUGAUUCCUUCAGUCGACUUACGACCUGGUAUUCGUCAACAGGCACCGGUUCUUCAUCGACCACCUCAUUCGAAGAGGGCUCCGUAUUCAGAGACUUGCGAUCGAGCUCUGCAGGUCCUCAACCUCGGUCAGCUACCCUUGGUCGCAGCAAUAGUAAUCGACGCCGACCCCCGGUGGACAGGGAACUGAAAUCGAUCUCGGGCAUGCCAACGGUCGGUCUUCAAACUCAUAGCGCGUCGUCGAGUCCGAAGCACAGUCUGGCAGAUCUGACGCUAGAGCACGAAUUGAACCAAAAUUACCCGUACCUUGGAAAAGAGAGGGAUCCAUUGGGCGCUGGGGGUGCCAGUAUCAAGUCUUUGCCAAACGGAACGUCGCCUUCAACAGUCUCCUCCCCAUCUUCAUCCUCGAAGGGGAUCUCCAGUACACAUCAAACAGGCAACACAACCUCUCCGUCUACAGGGACACGGACACCCCGAUCGCCAUCGCCCGAUCUGGCAACGAUCUUACCCGCCAGUGGAAUUGCGGCAGGAACGGAGAGUUCCGUUCCAGAGCCUGUCAAGGAGCCGGCAAAGGAAUUGCCCCACCCACUUUUUGUAGAAUAGGAACAUGCAGAGGGUUACCACGAUCCGCAUUAAACAGCAUUGCAAUCAAAAGAACGAUUUCUCGCUGCAGUCUAUCAGGAACACAAUACAAUAUACGCAUACCCGGUGCCUCACACUGAUCUGUAUUCUAUUAGACCGCGUUGGCAGAAACGAGGCUUGACUGUGUUUAUAUCCGUUUCAAAGAGACGAUCUAAUUCUGAGGGCUGCUAAACUCUUCGAUAUAGAGCUCCACCUGUAUAUCAGCGAUGUCUAU
Gamsiella multidivaricata is the source of this 2728-nucleotide messenger RNA. RefSeq names its product protein-tyrosine phosphatase-like protein. Gene Ontology annotation, biological process: dephosphorylation. The coding region runs from base 1 to 2475 and encodes 824 amino acids. Lineage: Eukaryota; Fungi; Mortierellomycota; Mortierellomycetes; Mortierellales; Mortierellaceae. The record is from RefSeq and is a predicted model, not a curated record. Gene Ontology annotation, molecular function: phosphatase activity. The transcript is spliced from 7 exons.